This is a messenger RNA of Arabidopsis lyrata subsp. lyrata, 1048 nucleotides long. RefSeq lists its product as uncharacterized. Gene Ontology annotation, molecular function: ubiquitin protein ligase activity. The transcript has a single exon. The record is from RefSeq and is a predicted model, not a curated record. The coding region runs from base 231 to 902 and encodes 223 amino acids. NCBI's taxonomy places the organism in Eukaryota, Viridiplantae, Streptophyta, Magnoliopsida, Brassicales, Brassicaceae. Gene Ontology annotation, biological process: protein ubiquitination. Gene Ontology annotation, cellular component: cytoplasm.
UUUCCUAAGUUAAAAUAAUUAACAUGAAUGUUUCGCUCAGCUUGUUACGAAAAUUUAGCGAUCUCCUUCUUUUAUCAUCUUAUCCCUCUUCUUCUGAGAAAAAUAAGAAAAGGAAAUUUUCCUUUAUUCAGGUUUUUGCCGUUAACUCAAUUGACUCUUAUUUCUCAAAUCUCUAUUAAAUCCCUAAAACACAAGAAAAUAUCAAACUCAUUUUUCUUCCAACAAAUCAAAUGGUUUUCUAUGUAAACGAUAACGUGGACAGCUUCAUCGAUGUUAAGCGGAUCUACAACAACCACGACGGAGGUCUACGCAAGAACCAGAACUUGUUUUUCGAUCUCCAAGUGCAUUACACUCGUGCCGAAGAAGAUAAUGACGACGGAGAAGAAGAAGAAGAAGAUCUUCCCAAUUUUGACAAACUCGAAACUCUAACCGUUGAGCAAACUCACGAGUUUGAUCGAGAAUGGUUGUUCGGUGGAGAUGGUGAUCAUACACUAGCCAUCGUCUACUACAUUCUCGAUUUGCUCCAAGUCCCUUGUUAUUAUGCGAUUGUUAGCACUCUUACUGAUGAGAUUAAGGAUUUGAAGAAACAUGAUGCGAACGUGGAGAGGCUACAAGUAACGUUAGGUGUUACUGUGUCGAGGUUUCCCGGUGAGGAUGAUGAUCACCUAGACGUGCGAUUUGCGGUUGCUCCAGCGAACAAUGAGGCGGUGGAGACACAUUUAACGACGGUUGUUGUUCAGAAUGAUGGAUAUUGUGUGAUAUGUAUGGAUAUGAUCCGAGUUGGGUCGGCUGUGGAGGCGGGUCGAAUGCCGUGUUUGCACGUGUUUCAUCGCGAUUGUGGAGAGGAAUGGCUUAGGAAUUGUGGGAUUUGUCCGGUGUGUCGUGUCGUGUUUCCUUCUUAAACUCAUGAUAAAGUAUGUUUUACCUAGUUCAUUGCUAUUUUUGUUUUAACUUUUUUUGUUAGUUCAGCUAUAUCUUUCACUGUGGUUUAGAUCUCUUCACUACAGUCUGUAUACUGAUGAACUUAUAUGAUGCAUAAAACAGUAAG